Fusarium graminearum PH-1 is the source of this 936-nucleotide messenger RNA. RefSeq lists its product as uncharacterized. The record is from RefSeq and is a predicted model, not a curated record. Bases 1 to 936 code for a protein of 311 amino acids. The transcript is spliced from 2 exons. NCBI's taxonomy places the organism in Eukaryota, Fungi, Ascomycota, Sordariomycetes, Hypocreales, Nectriaceae. Gene Ontology annotation, molecular function: 3-beta-hydroxysteroid 3-dehydrogenase (NADP+) activity. Gene Ontology annotation, cellular component: lipid droplet; endoplasmic reticulum membrane; mitochondrial outer membrane.
AUGCCACCCUCAGAAACAGGAACCAUAAUAAUAACAGGCGCAAACGGCUCUUGCGCCUUGUCCUUCGUCUCCCAUCUUAUAACCGACUACCCAAACCUCACUCUUCUCGCAACAGUCCGCAACGCAUCCCCCAGCGAUCCCAACACAGCACGCCUCGCCGAGAUAAUCUCCACAUCAUCUCGAGCUUCCAUUGAAUCUUUAGAUCUCUCCUCCCUUUCAAAAGUCCGCACCUUCGCAGACAAAACAGCUCAGCGCGUGGAAAAGGGUGAAAUACCACCUAUAAAAGCCAUCGUCUGCAAUGCCUUCACAAUGUCCCUCAAAGAACAAGUGUACACGGAAGACGGGUUUGAGAGGACGUUUCAGGUCAACCAUCUGAGUCAUUACCUCCUUGUUCUCAAACUUGUUAGUUCAAUGUCUCAAGAUGGUAGGAUCGUCAUGCUUGGGUCGAACACACAUUAUACGGACCGGCCGCAUCCGCUGUUUAGUAUGAGAGUUGGUAUUCCCGAGGAUAUAGAGACGCUUGUGAAGCCGAAGAAAGACACAGUCGGGAAAGACUAUGACCAUGGCUUUCAUAGGUACGGGAACCCCAAGCUGUCUGGAAUUACAGCAACAGCAAUGGACCCAGGUGGUAUGGUCGACUCCCGCGCACACAAGAUUCAGAAACCCAUCAUCCGCUUCGCAUUCAGCUUGAUUGUUCUCUUAUUACCCAUCACGAAAUACUUCACCGAUGAGUUACGAUCUUCCGCGCAAUCAGGACGAGAACUGGUCGAGUUGGCUGUUGGAGACAAGUAUCAGGGAGAAAAGGGAUAUUUUAUGGGGGCGAGACGAGAAAAGGAGGAUGCGAUCUGCAUGGAUGCUGAAAAGAGAGACGUCUUGUGGAAAGCUUGUUGGGAGUGGGCCGGUAUAAAGAAGAAAGAGACUGCUUUGGAGCAGUAA